AACACGGAAGUGGCAGAAAAAGCAAAGAGACAGCAAUUAUGGGUUGUCGGAAAGCAUUUUUGCUUCUAUACUUUCUAUUUUUAGUCUAUCUCCACCACAACCACUCUUUUCAAGCGAUCUCCGCUGCUCCAAAUCAUGAAUCGAAGCCGGACGGUGAAGCUUUCGCUGGCAAAACGGCGGAUUUAUCUGUCGUUGUUAAAAAGGGCGGUGGAGGCGGCAGAGGCGGCGGAGGUGGCGGUGGACGUAGUUUUGGUGGAGGCGGACGCAGUUUCGGUGGAGGUGGAGGCGGAGGCCGCAAAGGUGGAAGAGGAGUGAUUCCGUUAGUUGGCGGUGCUGCUGCUGCUUCCCACCACCGUGGCAAACAUUCAAGCGGUGGUCGGGAAAGUGCUAGCGUUUGGUUUGGUUUAUUGACUUUACUCGGUUUGGUUUUGGGUUUUUAGGGUUUACUUAUUUUAAUCGCCGGUUUAGGUUAAAUGUUUGAUGUCGGUUUUGCUUGCUACUGGUUUGCUCUCUGGAUAUAAACACCACUCGGUUUGGUUUUGGUUUUUUAGGAUUUUUAUUUAUUUUGAUUGCCGGUUUAGGGUUAAAUGUUUGGUGCCGGUUUUGCUUUCCACUGUGGUUUGCUCUUUGGAUAUAUCACAAGUUUGUUAGAAAAUUAUAAAAUUUCUCUUAACCGGAA
Molecule: messenger RNA, 679 nt
Organism: Brassica oleracea var. oleracea
Lineage: Eukaryota; Viridiplantae; Streptophyta; Magnoliopsida; Brassicales; Brassicaceae
Product: DEAD-box ATP-dependent RNA helicase 52A-like
Exons: 1
Coding region: 39-440 (133 amino acids)
Source: RefSeq, a predicted model, not a curated record